Messenger RNA from Benincasa hispida (wax gourd), 1751 nucleotides. RefSeq names its product putative lactoylglutathione lyase, chloroplastic. Gene Ontology annotation, molecular function: lactoylglutathione lyase activity; metal ion binding. The record is from RefSeq and is a predicted model, not a curated record. Gene Ontology annotation, cellular component: cytoplasm. Lineage: Eukaryota; Viridiplantae; Streptophyta; Magnoliopsida; Cucurbitales; Cucurbitaceae.
UAGCAUAUCCAAGAAAACAAACAGAACAUGCACAGGUGGACGCGAGCCAGAGAGCAAUCUUUUUCUGGUACAGGCCUUUUCGCAUGGCGCUGAUAGAGAAAGUGGAAGAAGCUAUUCGAAUCUCUCGCCAUCGCUUUCUUCUUCUUCUUCUCCUCCUCCUCCUCCUCAUUACGAAGGCUCAAAAUCGCGGCAAUUUGUAGGAUAAUCGGUGAAGAUAAGAAGAUACAAAAAUUGAGUUUGGAGAAAUCUGUUGGCAACGAGUUAUUCUGUUUCUCAUUCAGAAUUUCACAGUUCGUGUUGGAAUUGAGCCGAAGUGACAGAACGGAGUGAUGGUCAGGAUAUUACCAAUGGCUUCCUCAUUACGACCUUCCAUUUCGUCAUUCACGUUUGCUGGCGCUUCUCGUUUGGCUCAUUCCCUCACUUCCUACACCCCGACUCGGGGGCUGGCUUCAUUUCAUAUCGGUUUUGCUGUUCCACAGGCACAAUUCUUUGGUUUUAACUCUUCGAAGUUGUUGAAGUGUAAUAACACCAUGCGGGUGACCGUAAAUGGAUAUGCAGCACAGGCUAGCACAACAGCCGCUCCUGAAAAUAUUCUUGAGUGGGUAAAAAAGGAUAAGAGGAGAUUGCUUCAUGUUGUCUAUCGUGUUGGAGAUUUGGAGAGGACCAUAAAAUUCUACACCGAGUGCCUGGGGAUGAAGCUGCUGCGGAAACGUGACAUACCAGAGGAGAGAUAUACAAACGCCUUUCUUGGAUACGGUCCAGAAGAGGCUCACUUUGUUAUUGAACUCACUUACAACUAUGGAGUAGACAAAUAUGAUAUUGGGACUGGGUUUGGCCAUUUUGGUAUUGCAGUUGAAGAUGUUUCCAGGACUGUGGAACUCAUAAAGGCCAAGGGUGGAAAAGUUACCAGAGAACCUGGUCCUGUUAAAGGCGGCAGUACUGUGAUUGCAUUCAUUGAAGAUCCAGAUGGUUAUAAAUUUGAACUCUUGGAAAGGGGGCCUACUCCUGAGCCUUUAUGUCAAGUAAUGCUUUGUGUAGGUGAUCUUGAUCGAUCCAUAAGUUUUUAUGAGAAGGCUUUUGGCAUGGAACUUCUACGCAAACGAGAUAAUCCAGAGUACAAGUACACAAUAGCAAUGAUGGGAUAUGGCCCUGAAGAUAAAAGUUCUGUACUGGAGUUGACUUACAACUAUGGAGUUACUGACUAUGAAAAAGGGAAUGGUUAUGCCCAGAUUGCAAUAGGCACAGAUGAUGUCUAUAAAACUGCAGAAGCGGUAAAACUCUAUGGAGGGAAGGUCAUCCGAGAACCUGGACCAUUACCUGGUAUCAACACCAAAAUUACUGCAUGCUUGGAUCCUGAUGGUUGGAAGACGGUUUUUGUAGAUAACAUUGAUUUUCUCAAGGAGUUGGAGUAAGUGAGAGAAUGUUUGGAUUACAGCCUGCAAGAAGGGAUCCAGUCCCAGCUUGAACUUGAAAAUAAUUCUAUAUGCUUGCGUCUAGUUCUGCCCUGAUUGAAUAUAGAAAUUUUGUCUUGUAUAUGUCUUGACAGUUCGGUAUUAGGCUUGACAUAAUGAUAUGAUGAUUUUGUGUAUUUAUAGGCUUUGAAAGGUCUUCCUACAUGAGUUAUAAUGAGUUCAAUGUAAUUUUUAUUUAUCAAUUUAGACAAGUAGAUUCCUGGCACAAAAUUUUGAUACCAAAUUAUGUUUAAGUUUCAUGUCUCUUUAAUGGAAAUAUGUCAGGUUGGCACUUGUGCA